Molecule: messenger RNA, 906 nt
Organism: Closterium sp. NIES-65
Lineage: Eukaryota; Viridiplantae; Streptophyta; Zygnematophyceae; Desmidiales; Closteriaceae
Source: the annotation of a GenBank genome assembly
AUGCAGGGGCGAGUAGGGGAUGGACUGGGAGGAGCCGGCGCGAUCUUCGUUGGGGGGUUGCUUACCGUACCGGCGCCGACCUCUCGUCGCUCUUUCCGUUACGACGGCCCUCGACCCCCUCCUUCGGGGCAGACGCCGACGCAGCCGGAGGGCGGCAGUGAGGAGGAGGAUGAGGAGGAGGAUGAGACGCAUGGCGGUGGGGAGGGGGGAGAUGAUGAUGAUGAUGAAGACCACGAGAUGGAUGGGUUGGAGCCAGAGGGGCUGGAGGAGGAGGUGGGAGAGGGUGGUGGAAGGGCGGCGACAGAGGCAGGAUCACAGCAUGUGCGUGAAGGGGGAGGAAGCGUGGGGGUUAAGGUGGGGGGGAGAAAGGCCGAGACCAUUAGGGAGCCGAGGCAGAGGAAGAAGGCGAACGAGUUGAGGGAGCGGGCGUAUCCCUGCACGUUCACUGGGGAGCCCUUGGGCGAGGGUGUGAUCGCUCCCGAGUUCCUAGACGAGGACGGAGGGUCUGAGAGUAGUAAGGGGACUGGCAAGGGUAAUAGGAAGCCGGGGUGGCAACUCGCCAAGGGGAAAGGGAUGGCGACUGGUGGAGGUCAUGGGUCAGGCGGGAUGGAGCGGUGGAUGACAACCAAACUGACCUCGGUGCAGCUACGGCAGGCGAUCACGAAGCUGGUAGUCACCUGCGACCUCCCCUUCCGCAUCGUCGAGGCCGAGGCUUUUCGUGAGCUACUCAUCCUGCUAAACCGCAACUGCGCGCAGAAGAACUUCAUCCCCUCACGCUGGACGGUUUCCCGCGAUACAGUGGUCUAUGCGGCUGCCGCUCUUCAGUCAGCCAUUGCGGAGAUGCUGGCGAAGGAGGGGGAGCUGGGGUGCAGGGUGUCGUUCACCAUCGACAUGUGGAUCCUCUAG